CUCGUCCACCGCCUAUAUAAAUCGUGCGCCUUAGCACAUGCGACGCCAGUUUCACACUUAAAAUCCGACAGACAACUCUCUCUAAAGGUGGGCUAUUUAGAAAAACGUAGUUAACUUUUUUAAAUGCAUUUUUUAAAUAUAGAAAAUUGAUUUAAAGUAUUGUAUGGUCAUCUCAAAUGACAGUGAUUUUUGUUCUCAUUUUGUCUCAGAAUCAUGGACUUCGAUUUGGCUGAUGCUCUGCCGAGGUAGGCUGUCUCUGAAUUGUUUUCUGAGGAAUACUGAAUCAAUUGCCGUUCUUACAGUAUGUGUUUUGUAAAUAUAUAGCCUACAGUAAAAUAUCCUAAUUGAAGAUGACACAAAUAAAUAAUAACCUGAAAGUGGAAAUAUGCUAUUGCUACAUGUUUGGACUUUUAAAUUAAUGAUAUAUAGCCAUUGAUUCUUGCAGAAUAUGGUCCUCUGUAGCUCAGCUGGUAGAGCACGGCGCUUGUAACGCCAAGGUAGUGGGUUCGAUCCCCGGGACCACCCAUACACAAAAAUGUAUGCACGCAUGACUGUAAAUCGCUUUGGAUAAAAGCGUCUACUAAAUGGCUUAUUAUUAUUAUUAUUAUAAUAUAACUGCCUCGUGAGCUUCGUUCAACUGUCUAACCCCUUCAGAACCCAAAAUAUAGGCAUGUUUUACUCCAUUGUUUGUAAACAAUGUAAUUGUAAACAAAGUGUAUAGCCUCAACGUGGUUCAAACUAUAAUUUUGAUAUCGUGGAUGGGCAGUCCUUGCAUCCAUAGCUCUGUCUAUGAAUUUGAGGUUGGUUACAUUUAUCCAGCCGCAUCCCUCAGCUAUUUACCUAAACAGUGGCGGGGUCUUGCCUUUGUUAUUGUUUUAACAGCAGAUUGCCUAUUUCCAAUUUGCUGACAUAUACGCAGUUUGCACGAACCUUUUCUAUCCAGUUAUUUUAAACUUUUUUAGAAAUUGUUAGACCCACCUCAAUAUAAAAAGUGCUUGUUUAUCUGAGCUUGAAGAGGAAGAUGAGAUUUUAGGCUAACACCUUUUUUUUUUUUCCUCUGCAGCUCAUAUUCGGAGAGUAUGGAGUUUGAUACCGAAUACCGCCUGCCUGAUGCGAAGGUAAGACAUUUUGUUUACCUUGUAUAAAAAAGUAUGGCUAGCGCCACAAGGAUUAGGAUACACUAGUUGUAGACUUUAGACAGAGCAUCACAAACGUAGGUUGAGUAUGCUCUUACAUAAAGACGACCAAUAAGGUACUCUUUGUGUUAUUAAAUUGCCUUAAUAGUGAUGGCAUGUUCAAUAGAAAUCAUUUGUAGUGAUUUUUUUUUCUUGACAGAAAUUUUUAUUAAUUUUAAUUUUUACUUCAUGGACUCUCAUUCUGAUUACUUGUAUGUGUAUAGAGUGGACCACAGAUGGAGAGCUGUGGGCUGCACACAGGCCUGAGCCUCGACCUGGAGGUUAUCCAUCAGCGUGGGGUAGGCAUGAGAGAGGUGGCUCACCUGGUGAUUGCGCUGCACAGGAUGAAAAACCCCUUCCAGAAGUCCGACUCCACACAAACUCCCCUGGGCAUGGAGUGCACCGACGAACAGUUUUGCAGCAUCAUCAUGGACAACCUGGUGGAAGGUGCAUAGGCUGCCGUGCCGUUCCAUUUCAAUUUAGUCAAGUCGGGAACUAAACUGAAGUUCCAUUUCCACAUUUUCCUCAUAAUAUGAAUGAACCCCUGACCCUGGACUCUAUACUCUUUGAUUAUACUCUACUGCUUUUCAGUUAUUUUAGGCCCAGUUCACUAAACAAUUCAUUUGAUUGACGGUCCUUGUCCUGUCUCCCCCCUUUCUCCACCCUUCUGUUUUCCCCUCCACUGCCCCUUCCCUCCUCCUCUUUGUAGAGUGUGUGAUGGUCUCAAACCAGAAGCCAGUGGGAGCAGUGACCCAAAAGGCUACGGGGACCUUCGAGCGGAUGGGCAGCCCCAAGCAGUAUAGCCUGUGUGACGGUCACCAGAAGAGCCUGAUGUACUGCCCCAAAACCAUGAAGCUGCAUGCCGUCACAAUGAAGGGAGGCAACAACCGGAGAGGUAGGCUAACUGUCAAAACUACACCGCAAGCACAUUGCAAGCAUUCCGUAAGCCUUGUUUUUGGCAGCCUUUACCAAAAUCGGCAAACGUCAUAGAUGAGCGUUUAAAAAUGACCUUUUAACUCUCUCUCUCAUUCUCAGCGAGGUUCAACCUCUCCAGGUAUAGUAAUAUCUGCACCACCAACUAUAAGGCCCUACCAGUUGUCUUGGGGAUUAACAACUGGAACCUGUCCUGCUCCAAGCAGACAGGCAGCGAAACCCCUGUCCUACAGUUGGAGGUCGGUCUCUCUCUUACUCACUCACUCACUCACAUUUCUCACUCAAACCCACACACACUUACCUCACCGCAUCAUCCUAAUCCUUUUCUCCAUCCUCCCACACACUCUCUCUCUCGCUCUCUCUCACUCAGUGCUGUGAGGACCAGUUAACAACCAUCAGCGCUCAGGAAGACACAGUUCGCUUCCUCUUCUACAAGAGAAUCACUGGCAUCUCCCUGACCACCUUUGAGUCGGCCAUGUACCCGGGCUGGUUCAUCAGCACCUCACUGGAGCCAAGCCAGCCCAUAGAGCUGUGUCAGAAACAGGACGUCGGAAAGCUCACCACCUUCAUGGUCAACAACUAAACACACACAAUCUGUCCCCACAGUGUAUGUACCACGUACAACCAGAGCGAGAGAGUGCAGGGUGAAUCUGAGAAGAUAAUAAUAUAAUAACAAUAUGCC
Molecule: messenger RNA, 2790 nt
Organism: Coregonus sp. 'balchen'
Lineage: Eukaryota; Metazoa; Chordata; Actinopteri; Salmoniformes; Salmonidae
Source: the annotation of a GenBank genome assembly